This is a messenger RNA of Halteromyces radiatus, 2017 nucleotides long. RefSeq names its product Rho GTPase activation protein. Gene Ontology annotation, cellular component: cytoplasm. NCBI's taxonomy places the organism in Eukaryota, Fungi, Mucoromycota, Mucoromycetes, Mucorales, Cunninghamellaceae. The transcript has 6 exons. The coding region runs from base 48 to 1877 and encodes 609 amino acids. Gene Ontology annotation, biological process: regulation of GTPase activity; signal transduction. The record is from RefSeq and is a predicted model, not a curated record.
UUUUUUUUUAUCUUUUAAUGUUUAGUCCAUAGAAAUUCCCUUCAAUUAUGUCUUCUCCAUUCUCUGACUCAUCCUCAGUCUCAUCUUCUUCUUCUUCCUAUUCUUCAUCUGCAUUCUCAUUUGACGAUGCAGAAGAUAAACCGUACUAUAACAAUAUAACCUCGACAACAACAUCAGCAGCAGCAACAACUGCAGCAACAAUAACUUCGUCGUCUGUCUUUUCGAAAUUGGCAGGUACUGUCCGCGAUACUCGAUCAAAGGUGGAACAAAAAAAGUCGGAACUCAAUGCCAGUAUGCAAGAAAGAUUACCUGAAUGGCGGUCUCGUGGUGUUAUGUAUAGUAAUCGCGCGCGGGAAACUAGCAUAGAAUGGAGUCGGAAAGGGAAAGAAGCAGUCGAUCGUUGGAAAAAGGAGCGACAAGAUAAAUAUUUCAGUAAUGAUGAAACUAGUGAUUCAAGAAAAAUAGAAAAAUCAACUGCUCAAGUUUUUGGUCUGCCCUUGGAACAAGCUGUUAUGCUUACCCGACAAUCUGAAAACGACAACAUACCUGCGGUUGUUAGACAAUGUAUAGAUUAUUUGGAUGAAUAUGGAAUUCAUGAAGUCGGCAUAUAUAGAGUACCUGGAAGUACUAUUACUGUCAACAAGAUAAGAGCAAUAUUUGAUUCUGGUGCCGAAUGUGAUUUCAACUCUGUUUGUCCUGAACCCAAUAUAGCUGCUACGCUACUCAAGAUGUAUUUACGUGAAUUACCAGAGUCUAUCAUUCCUCUCAAUAUAAAUGAACAGUAUGCCCAACAGAUAAAUGAAUAUAUUCAAAGGGACCAACCACCAUCAAACUGCAACAUAUCAAGAAACGACGAUCACAUUUCACCGGAUAUUUUCGACAUGCCUACUACAGCCAAACUACCACCAAUCACUUCUGAAUUAUUGAAAAUUAUUCGGAAUAUCACACAACAACUACCUACGACUAAUCUUUAUUUACUGAAAGCACUAUGUCAACAUCUCAAACAAAUUGCGGCUCAUUCAAAUGAAAACAAAAUGUCGACAUCGAAUCUUGCUCUUAUAUUUAUUCCUACCCUUGGUAUUGGCCGUCUUCUAUUUCAUUGUAUGGUGGAUCACUAUGAUGAUGUAUUUGGAAAUAAUGACAAGACUUCCUCAAUUUUACCACCAAUAUGUACACCACCCAUAUCAUCUUCAUCUUCAGUAACACGAUCGGCUGGUCCAAUCAUCAUGCACAAUCGUUCCAUCUCAGCAUCAAACGCGCUUACUCCCAAUAAACCAUUACCACCACCAUUACCGCAGAAGCCCAAGAAUAUUAACAUUCCAAAACCGCCACGACGACAAAACAAAAGUUUAGAUCUUGGACGACAUCAUCAUCACCAUCACCAACAUCAUCAUCAUCAUCAGACACGAGGGGAACACACCAAGACAUUAUCCGAUACUGAUGUGAUUACAAUGACUAUUCCUCCUCCACCAAAACCUGCGAGAUCACCGGUUGCAAAACCUGUAUUAGAAUACUUCCGACCGAACAUUAAUCGACUUGUUGAAACCAAACCAAGAUCUAGAUCCGUCUCAUCACCAAAUGCAUCAUCUUCGCAAUCGUCAUGCCAUCAACCAACAUCAUAUACAUCAACAUUUCCAACUUGUGCCAAACCAAGUUCGUCAACAUUAUCCACAUCAUCAUCAUCAUCAGCAACGUCCUCAUCACCAACAUCAUCAAUGUCAUCAACAUCGGUAUUAAACAAACCAUCAUCCAUUAGAAGUCGUAGUGGCAGUCGUGUAGAAGCUAUUGGAAGGCAAUUUGAACAACUUGUGACAAAAUCAACUUUGCGAUCAUCAUCUACUUCAUCAACAACAUCAAAACAAAUGGAUUCUUCCUAGUUCAGUUGUUUAUUUUUAUAUUUUUGUAUUAUUUGAUAUGCCUUUGAUUGAUAUAUAUAUGUUUACCCUUUUCUUUUUAUUCGGAAUUUUAAAUCGAACAAAAACAAUAAAAAAAUUGUCCCUCGUUUUUCUUCUCCCUC